Messenger RNA from Pollicipes pollicipes, 4665 nucleotides. Its product is annotated as DNA-dependent protein kinase catalytic subunit. Gene Ontology annotation, molecular function: DNA-dependent protein kinase activity; protein binding. Gene Ontology annotation, biological process: telomere maintenance; double-strand break repair. Gene Ontology annotation, cellular component: nucleus. The record is from RefSeq and is a predicted model, not a curated record. The transcript is spliced from 22 exons. The coding region runs from base 122 to 3022 and encodes 966 amino acids. NCBI's taxonomy places the organism in Eukaryota, Metazoa, Arthropoda, Thecostraca, Pollicipedomorpha, Pollicipedidae.
GCUGGAGGCAGAGGCGCGCGGUGACCUGCAGGACGCCCAGCGCAGCUACAAGGCCGCGGUGCGCGGCGGCGGCGACGAGCUCUGUCAGCAGUCGUACUUCCAGUGCCUGGCGGAGCUGUCGAUGUGGGACGACAUCAGUGCCAGCGUCGACAAGGAGCUGACCCCCCGUGGCAGCCGCGACCCCGAUCCCGACAUGAUCUGGCUGCCGGGCAACGAGAGCUAUGUGGACCACCUGCUGCCGUGGCUGGUGCGCAGCAACACCCAGCUGGCAGCCGAGGGCGACCAGCGGGCCGGCGACCGGCUCGGCGCCUUCCUCGACCGCUGCCUGAAGGAGGAGGCCAGCCGCCGCGUGGUGGAGAGCCGCUUCUCGGAGGAGCUGGCGCUGCGUUUCGCGUCGUCCGGGGACCUGGCCCAGGCUCGAGCCUACUGCGAGACGGCCAAGGCGGCGUUCCUGCGCGACUGGAGUGCUGCCAGCGCCUCGAGCGGUCGGCCGAGGAAACGACUGCUGCAGCAACUCAUCAGAAUCAUGGAGAUGCAGGAGUACGUGUCUGCCGCCUCCGGCCCGGACCCGGCGGCGUCGGCGGCCGCGCUGCUGCGGCGCUGGCAGUCCCGCUACCCGUCGGCCCACGAGAACCUGGCCUUCUGGGAGAGCCUGAUCACCAGACGGCAGCUGUACGUGGACCGGCUGGCGGGGCACCUGACCGAGGCGGACGCGGCGCGCGCCCAGAAGCUGCAGCACUCGGCCCGACUCCGUCUGGUGGAGGCGGCGCUGGCGCAGGUCAACGUCACCGCCGCCGAGGCUCACCUGAAACGUCUGGAGCACCAGCUCCCCAGUCUCAGACAGGGGGACGCCGUGUCCGGCUCGGACCUGCACACCGAGUACCGGCUGCUGUGGCUGCACGCCGACCUACUGCAGGCCGGCGGCAGCGAGGAUCUGCUGCGCACCCCGGCCGGCCCUGCCGAGCCCCUGCUCAGUCUGCUCGACGACUCGCAGCUGGACCGCGAGUCGAGCACGGCUCAGUCGGCGGUCUCGCUGGCGCUCCACCGCCUGUCGGCGACGAUGGAAAGCAGCCGCGACACGUCGCUGGCCGCCGAGGCCUGCCUGGAGGCGGCCAGGUUCUGCGCCCGACACCUGGAGACGGCGGCGGCCGGAGACGAGUCCGCGCUGGCGGUCCGGCUGCGCGGCUCGUUCGUGGCCGGCACGCUGCGGGCGAUGGCGACCGGCUGGACGGAAGCCGCCGACUGGCUGCCCCGGCUGCUGCAGCUGGCCGACGAACACGCCGACGCCGCGCGCGCCUUCGAGCACCAGCGCACGGCCGUGCCGAGCUGGAUGUACCUGGGCUGGCUGCCGCAGCUGCUGUCGUACUGCGCCUCAGCGGGCGCCGGCGUCGCGGUGCGGCCGCUGCUGCUGGCGCUGGCCGAGCAGUACCCGCAGGCGGUGAUCUACCCGCUGAUGGUGUGCCGAGCCGACACCGAGCCCCGGCCGCCCGAGAUGGAGGCCUGCCUGCAGCGCGCUGACGCCCUACUGGGCUCGUGCCGCCUGCCGACGCUGCUGUUGGCGCGCUGCGCCCGCGAGCUCGACACCCUCUGCCGCGAGGACGGCUCCGGCAUCGGCGCGGCGGCCGCGCCCAACAUCGAAAGGGCGGUCAAGGCGAUGCUCGACUCGCCCGUGGAGACGCGCCUGAGCCAGUACAGCAGCUGGCUGGCCACCUUCCAGGACGUGGAGCAGCUGGAGCGGCUGGAGCUGCCCGGCCAGUACAGCGGCCGCCGCCGGCCCACGCCUGAACGCCACGUCCACGUGGCCAACUUCGGCCAGCAGGUGCGCGUGCUCGCCUCCCUUAAGCGGCCCGUGCUGCUGACGGCGCGAGGUGACGACGCCCGCGAGUAUCGCUACCUGGUGAAGAGCGGCGACGACCUGCGCACCGACCAGCGCCUGCAGCAGCUGUUCGACAUCAUGAACGGCUCGCUGGCAGCCGACCCACGCACCGCCGCCCGCCACCUGACCAUACGCACCUACAAGGUGCUGCCGAUGAAGCCCACCCUGGGCGUGAUCGAGUGGAUCGACAACACGGAGACGCUGCACCAGUUCCUGGCCUCGGCCUCUCCAGGGUUCGAGCGGCGCUGCGAGGAAGCGCGCCGGCUGCACGUGGCCCAGAUGCAGCAGCACGCCACGUCCGACAAGCCGCCGGCGCUGCACGGCGCGUACGCGUGUCACGCGCCCCGGCAGACGGUGGAGCGCGACCUGCGGGCGCGGGAGAAGGUCGUCGGCGGCGGAGACGCCGGCUCCGGCCGCGCCCUGCUCCGGGAAGCGCUGUUCAACCUGAGCCGCGACCCGGAGGCCUUUCUUCGCUUGCGGACGAACCUGGCUGUCUCGCACGCGCUGCUCUCGGCUGCCGGCUGGCUGCUCGGCGUCGGCGACCGCCACCUCUCAAACUUCCUCGUCUCGCUGGACGACGGGACGCUCAUCGGCAUUGACUUCGGCCUGGCGUUCGGGUCGGCCACGCAGCUGCCGGUGCCGGAGCUGGUGCCGUUCCGACUGACGCCGCAGCUGGCCGGCGUCACCUCGCCGUUAGGACCGGCUGGGCUGACGCGGCAGACACUGCUGCACGCGCUGCAGGCGCUCCGCUCCUCGCACCAGCUGCUGGCCGCCACGCUGGAGGUUUUUGUGCGCGAGCCGACCGUCAACUGGGCGGAGCACGUCCGGAAGGGCGCCGCCGCCGCCCGCCGGGACUGCCAGUCGGUGAAGGAGUACGCCAGGCGAUGCGUGCGCUUGGCGCGCCGCUGUCUGGAGGGCGGCCACCCCUCGGCCAUGGUGUGUGAGCUGCUGGCGGGCAGCUCGCUGCCGGCGCAGCAGGGCCAAGCCUGGGCGGCUGUCGCCCGCGGUCGGCCCGGUCUGGACCCGCGCGCGGAUCUGCCCGACGACGGUCUCACCGUGCAGCAGCAGGUGACAUGUCUGAUGGACCUGGCCACCGACCCGUACGUGCUGGGCCUGGCUUACUUCGGCUGGGAGGCGCACGUCUAGUCGCAGGGGGUCGGGGUCGGCCGACGCUCGCCUGAGCACGGCUGUCGCCGCGGGAAGAGUCGUCCUCGGCCGACACCGAUCCACGGACAGCCGUCCUGGGCUGACACCGAUCCACGGAGAGCCGUCCUGGGCUGACACCGAUCAACGGACAGCCGUCCUGGGCUGACACCGAUCCACGGACAGCCGUCCUGGGCUGACACCGAUCCACGGAGAGCCGUCCUGGGCUGACACCGAUCAACGGACAGCCGCCCUGGGCUGACACCGAUCAACGGACAGCCGUCCUGGGCUGACACCGAUCCACGGAGAGUCGUCCUCGGCGGACACCGAUCCACGGAGAGUCGUCCUCGGCGGACACCGAUCCACGGAGAGUCGUCCUCGGCGGACACCGAUUCACGGAGAGUCGUCCUCGCUGACACCGAUCCACGGAGAGCCGCCCACAACUUACACCGAUCCACGGAGAAUCGUCCUCGGCUUACACUGAUUCACCUAGAGUCGUCAUCGGCUUACAUCGGUCCACAAGGAAUCGUCCUCGACUGACCCCGAUUCACGUAGAGUCGUCCACAACUUACACCGAUCCACGGAGAAUCGUCCUCGGCUUACACUGAUUCACCUAGAGUCGUCGUCGGCUUACAUCGGUCCACAAGGAAUCGUCGUCGACUGACACCGAUCCACGGAAAGCCGCCCACAACUUGCACCGAUCCACGGAGAAUCGUCCUCGGCUUACACUGAUUCACGGAGAGUCGUCAUCGGCUUACAUCGGUCCACAAGGAAUCGUCCUCGACUGACACCAAUUCACGGAGAGUCGUCCACAGCUCACACCGAUCCACGGAGAAUCGCCCCCGGCUGACGCCGAUUCACGGAGAGUCGUCCCCGGCUUGCAUCGGUCCACGGGGAGCCGUCUCCGUCGCUUGCCUGGGCAUGGGUUACCGUGCAGGGAGACCGCUGAAGCGAAGUCGCGGUGUGGGAGUGAAUGAAGCCCAUACUGCCCAAAUUAUAUAGUUGUUUCAUGAAGUUGAUCAUCACGUGUGCAGCUGUGGUCAUCACGUAUGCGUCACGUGUGCAGUUGCGAUAAUCACGUUUGCGUCAUGUGUGCAGCUUUGUUAUGCAUGUGCUUUUAGUGCUGUCCUGUAUGGUUACAUACAGUUCACUGUAAGGGUCUGCUAAUCCCUUUCUACACUAUUGUGAAAGCCAAACGUAUUUUUUUUUAGCACGUGCGUGGCUGCCUGCUUUGUUUGGCGUGUUCAGACUGCUAUAGGCUGUAUUGCCGCGUGCAAGCAUUGCGUUAUCCGAUGAUGACGGCUCGCCAAUGCUAUGCCGCGGUGGGACGGAGUAUAUAUCAGUCUAACGAAUUAGUGCCUGUUAGGUGACUAAAUAGUUACGUCAUGCACUACAUAUUGCCAUUACAGAAUAAGGCAGGUUUUAUCCUGCUCCCAGUGUGAUAAAUCCGAGCAGCUUGCUUGCUUUGAUGAGAUGGGAGCAUCAGCGCCGUCCAGAAUGACCUUUGAUUGUUUGGGGUGCCCCUUCAGUAGUUAAUUGCUGCCGCAACGAGACGCUUGUUUGAUUAUGUGGCUGUCGCUAGAAUGUUUCAAUAAAUUUAGAUCACUCGGACGCGUUUCCGUCCACUGUGUCCUGUUUGUUCGUUC